GUGGGACUUGCGAACGUGGGAUUUGCGGACUGCACCUUUUUCGUGGGCUUUGCGAACACACAUACCUGGCGUUAAUCUAAGCGCUGACCAUCGGUGGGACUUGCGAACAUUCUAUAAUAUUAGAAACGAAUGAUUUUUUUAGAAAGAUGAUAUAUUUCCUGAUAAGUUGCCAGUGAAGAUAUUUGAUUCAAUUUAAAUAAAUGCUUGACAUAUCUUUAUUGUCUGGAACUAAGAAAUUUUUAUUUGAAAGAAUGAUUUUUUCUUACUAUUAUUUUUAAACUAUUAAUAUAUGAAAUUAUUAAAUUAUUAUUUGAUAUUAUUAGAAAAUUUUCUAGUCCAAAAGAGUGCAGGUUGUAUGGUCUAAAAAGGAUUAACGAUUAUCUGGUAAUGAUCAAUCAAAUUGUUGAUAUAAUUUAAUUAGUUUUAACGGGUGCUUAAUAGAGCUUAAUAGUGCUAAUUGUAAACAAUUUUCAGGGAAUUAGUAAGUAGGUAGGUACCAACUAAAUCAUAAUGUUAUUAUAACGAUCUCAUAAUGACAUGUAAGGGUAAUUAUAGCGAAAUUAAAUCGUUUUAAACUGUUUUGAAAAUAGACUAAUAUUUAUAUUAUCCGCUAUUAAAUUGAACUAUACCUAUGGUGAGCCAUACCUAUAAAUGUAAGAACACGAAAAAUGCAACCUUCAUUCUGAAUAUUGAGUUAACAAAAUAAGAUUAUGGCAGAAAUUGAAUUUAUCACCACAACAAAGGGCAAGCCAUCGGUUUUAUUUAGUGGUCAUCAGUACCGAAUAAUACGCGAUAUACACGGCGUAGUUACCUGGUUAUGUGUUAAUGAAAAAAAGCAACGUUAUAAAGGAUCCAUUAAGACCAGAGAAGGUAAAUUAAUUGCAAGCAGUGAAAAACCACAUGUGUGCUCGUCACAGGAGGCUGAGUUAGAUGUGCAAAAGAAAUUGCACAUAUGCAGGAAGAGAGCUAGGGAAGAUUUGAGUAUCCCGGUCUGUGAGAUCUUUCGAAGAGAAUUCAUGGUAUGUAAUUUUUCUUAUCAUAUACAUUAGACUGGGCCAAAAAAAUA
Psylliodes chrysocephalus is the source of this 1066-nucleotide messenger RNA. The record is from the annotation of a GenBank genome assembly. Lineage: Eukaryota; Metazoa; Arthropoda; Insecta; Coleoptera; Chrysomelidae.